Messenger RNA from Ctenocephalides felis (cat flea), 1027 nucleotides. RefSeq lists its product as uncharacterized. Bases 97 to 945 code for a protein of 282 amino acids. The transcript has 4 exons. Lineage: Eukaryota; Metazoa; Arthropoda; Insecta; Siphonaptera; Pulicidae. The record is from RefSeq and is a predicted model, not a curated record.
CAUCGGUGCCGAACUAUAGAAAGAGCCUCAUCUUCUAAUGCCUAGUAUUCUUUUAUUGUGCUGUUCACGUUACCCAUUUGCAAUUUCAUUAUAACUAUGAGAUUUUUAAAUGUAACGGUGUUUAUACUAUGUACAACAUGCGUAUGGUCUACGGAACUGUACUCAUCGAGAUAUGAUUCCCUUGACAUUGAAGGUAUAUUGGGUAGUGAUAGAUUGGUGUCCAACUAUGUGGAGUGCUUACUAAACAAAAGACCCUGUACGCCUGAAGGAAAAUCCCUUAAAAGAGUCUUGCCAGAAGCCCUUAAAAGCAAGUGCCAGAGAUGUUCUCUGAAACAAAAAGAGAGCGCACUUAAGGUAAUUCGACGUCUGCACGACGCUUAUCCAGACAAAUGGCUAGAAUUAGCCGAACGAUAUGACCCCACAGGAGAUUAUAGGAAAAGCUACGAAGAAUAUUUGCGGAAUGAGCAAUAUAACAUUAUAGAUGGAGCUGAGCCAGCUAUCAACAGUGUGCAAGGCAAUGUUCUUCCUGAGAUUGGAACUAGAUUCAAUUUUGAAGAAACUAAACCAAUAGAAAAACCAGAUAUACAAGAAUUUAAUAAACCAUCGAAUAAUGUAAACAACGAGCACAAAUCAGCGCCACCCGUCCGUUCGGUAUCAAACGGUGCCAGUGGCCCUAAUGCAAAUACACUUCCGCCAGCAACUGAAAAGGCACCACCAGCACCACCAGCACCACCAGCACCAUCCACUACAUAUACACCGAUCAUAGUGCAAAGUAAUCCAUCCACAACCAGAUCAACAAUUUUUACGAUUCAAGGAAAUUUUCAGGCCAGACCCCUUAGUUCUCAAGUUUUGGGAAUUGUAUCCAAUUUGGGUAAUAAAGUGGCCCGAACUGCAGGAAUAAUAACUGGAAUGCUCAAAGACACAGUUCACGUUAUUGUGGGCUGACAAACAUCGGACAACAAAAGAAUAAAAUUAUUUAUACAUAAGCUUAAAUAUAAACCACCUUAUUUUUAAGAUAAAAUGAAAA